This is a messenger RNA of Candoia aspera, 3171 nucleotides long. It is a transcript of the gene CDHR1, whose product is annotated as cadherin related family member 1. Gene Ontology annotation, cellular component: catenin complex; plasma membrane; adherens junction. Gene Ontology annotation, biological process: calcium-dependent cell-cell adhesion; cell-cell adhesion mediated by cadherin; adherens junction organization. The transcript is spliced from 18 exons. Gene Ontology annotation, molecular function: calcium ion binding; cadherin binding. NCBI's taxonomy places the organism in Eukaryota, Metazoa, Chordata, Lepidosauria, Squamata, Candoiidae. The record is from RefSeq and is a predicted model, not a curated record. Bases 267 to 2885 code for a protein of 872 amino acids.
UCCAACACAGAGAGAUGCUGAAUGCUUGUAAAUAAGUCCCCCACUGCUGGCAAAGUAAUUGGAGUAAUUAAGUGGAAGGAAGGAACGCCUUUAAAUGCCUCCAAAAUUAAGUCGGGUCAUCCGCUUAACAUCUUAACAACUAUUCCUGCCUCUCAGCCAGAUUCCUACUGCCAAGUUCUGAAGGAGGUUUAAAGCAGGAACCUGGGGGGACAUUUCUCCCACCCCACCCCCCAAAUUAAGAAGAAACGGAUCGUCCGUUUGGGGGGAUGAAGCAAGGACGCCACUUUCCCCCAUCCUUAUUUCUCAAUUUGAUGCAUGUCUGCCUCGUUCAGGCAAAUUAUGCACCCUACUUCUUCGACAAUGGAGCAAGCAGCUCUAAUGGGAAUAUGGCACUCUUCAGCCUCUCCGAAGAUACAGCUGUGGGUUCACACAUUUAUACACUAAAUGGAACAGAUCCAGAAGGAGAUCCAGUAACCUAUGGCAUGACCUUCGAAGCAGGAUCAAGAAAAUACUUUGCUAUUGAUGAAAACUAUGGAAAUGUUACAUUGAUUGCAGAGCUUGAUCGAGAGACAGAAGAUGAGACUGAGGUGGUUGUUAGUAUUUCUGAUGGCUUAAGUACAGUGGCUGAGAAGGUCAGAAUCCUUAUAACAGAUGCAAAUGAUGAGAGUCCAGAAUUUAUCAACACACCUUACAUCGUUCAAGUCCUGGAGAACACUCCAUCUGGGAGCAGCAUCUUCAAAGUUGAAGCAGUAGACCGAGACACAGGUUCAGGAGGAAGUAUUACUUAUUUUCUGCAGAAUAUCCAUACAAAUAAGUUUACUAUAGAUCGUCAUAGCGGUGUCCUUCGCAUCAAAACAGGGAUCACCCUCGACUAUGAAAAAGCAAGAACUUUUUUUGUUACUGCAGUGGCUAAGGAUGGUGGUGGAAAGCUCCGUGGGAACCACAAGGUGUUUUCAGCCACAACUACCAUCACGAUCGAUGUUGAAGAUGUUCAAGACACCCCACCAAUUUUUGUGGGUACACCCUAUUAUGGGUAUGUGUAUGAGGACACACUGGUGGGAUCUGAAGUUAUAACUGUUGUUGCUAUUGAUGGAGACAGAGGAAAACCUAAUGACAUUUAUUACACUCUUAUGAACGGAAGUGAAGGUUCAUUUGAAAUAAAUAAUGCAACUGGAGCUAUUUCUGUUAUUAAAAGCCCAACUCAGCUGAAGAAAGAAGUAUAUGAACUGAAAAUCCAGGCUUCCGAAAUUGGUUCAGAAGACAGUGGCAGUGACCAUGCUUCCACCACCAUCAUCAUAAGAGUGGUAGAUCUUAACAAUCACCCACCAACGUUCUAUGGAGAAAGUGGGCCCCAGAACCAAUUUGAACUCACCAUGUAUGAGCAUCCACUGGAAGGUGAAAUCUUGAGGGGCCUCAAAAUUACCGUCAAUGAUUCAGAUCAGGGAGCAAAUGCCAAAUUUAACCUCCACCUCGUUGGGCCUGGUGGAAUUUUCCGUGUCGUCCCUCAGACAGUCCUAAACGAAGCCCAAGUCACAAUAAUAGUGGAACAUUCUGCUGCAAUAGAUUAUGAGAAGUUCCAGGAGUUAGCCUUCAAGCUUCUUGCAAUAGAAGUGAAUACACCUGAGAAAUUUAGCUCAACGGCUGAUAUUGUGAUUCAUCUCUUGGAUACCAAUGAUAAUAUACCCACAUUUUCAUCAGACUACUACAUUGUCAAGAUCCCAGAGAAUUCUCCCGGGGGCUCCAAUGUGGUUGCUGUAACCGCAAUCGAUCCUGAUUCAGGCCUUUGGGGUGAAUUGAAAUACUCAAUAUAUGGAACAGGAGCAGACCUUUUUCUGAUUCAUCCAUCUGCUGGAAUUAUCUACACUCAGCCAUGGGCCAUGUUAGAUGCAGAAAACAACUCUAAGUACCAUUUUUAUGUGAAGGCAGAAGAUAUAGAAGGGAAGCAUAGCUUGGCUGAAAUCUUCAUUACUGUACUUGAUGUCAAUGAUCACUCUCCAGAGUUCAGUGAGAAUAUUCAGGAAAAAACCAUGAUUAUUGGAUCCCCAGUUAAAGUUGAGGCAACAGACCAAGAUGCAGAAGAACCCAAUAACAUUGUUGACUAUGCCAUUAUGCAAGCUGAUCCGGCCAACGUGUUUGAUAUUGAUCAAAGCACUGGAGAAAUAAAAUUAAAAUCUUACAUACAAUCCUUGGACAUCAUUCACAACAUCACCAAGAACAAAGACUGCAUAUGGUCAGUGGUUAUUCAAGCAAAAGAUCGGGGGUCUCCAUCGUUGAGUACCACAGCUGUUCUGAAAAUUGACAUCACAGAAGAGAUCAAAUCAAGGACUCUUCACAAAGGGCCUAUGGCUGCCUUUCUGAUGCAAACUAAAGAUAACCCAAUGAAAGCCUUAGGAGUGCUUGUGGGCGUCAUCGGGGUGAUGGUGAUGAUCAUCCUUUCAAUCUCUACUGCCAUGUUCUGGCGCAACAAAAGGUCUCCCAAGAUCAUGCCAGUGCGACGGAUCAUCAAGAAAAGGCAGAAUUAUCAACCUCGGACCAUCAGGAUGGAGUGGUUGAGAUUCAAGAGAUCUUCCAGCCAUGCUGCCGAGAAAUUUACUGUCGAAGAGGAGGCCACCAGCCUGCAAAAUGAGAACAGCAAUAACAGCUCCCAGGUGCUCUCUUUGCCACCUCCUCCACCCUCGGUGCCAACCGCAUUGCGAGUGCCAGUGUUCAAGGCCCAAGAUCCCACCUGGAAACUGCCCACGGUAUCAGGAUCCCUUAGCCCCGAGUUUUUAAAUAAGCAGGGAAAGAAAAAGAGAGCUGUUUUCACACCCCACACUGCUCUGGUGUCUGAGCUCAAGCAGAGGUUGGAGAUGAGGAAUUCAGCAACUGGUCAACCUCACAUUUAAUGCAAAGCAGUGGGGGGCAUACCUAUCUGAGUAUUAUUCCAAGAUCAUGGUGUGAUCUGUUAUUUUGCAUUUUGUACUGUUUUCCCAUUAUCCUGGAAGCUCUAAGCCCUUGUUAUUUCAUAUCAGUGUUUCACAUCCAUCCAACGGGAUUGCAUGCCAAGCCUUAUACUCUUUCCUUUGCGAUUGUCUGUCUUAAGGUUGUGAUAGUGCGUCAUGCAGUUUCGUUGACCUUUUGCAAUCCAAAUUACUCAGAAAAAGAAAAAUAUUUUUGCUGCAUGGAGAGAAA